AUGGCAAAAUCUGUCGAGAUUCUUCUACCUAAUGGGCUGAAGUACGACCAGCCCACUGGUCUCUUCAUUGACAAUCAAUAUAUCCCGGGGUCAGGAGAUGAUUUCACGGUUCUCAAUCCUUCGCUCGAUGAACCCAUCAUCACUCUUCAGGGCGCUUCCGAACAAGAUGUGAACACUGCCCCGUACUCUGUUGCCCUGGAUGUUGACAUAAAUGCAUCAUGCAACGUGUUUAAAUAUUACGCUGGCGCUGCUGACAAGAUCUGUGGACAAACCAUCGAAACCACUCCGGCCAAGCUGGCCUAUGUUCUACAGGAACCCAUGGGAGUGUGUGGUCAGAUAAUACCAUGGAAUUAUCCUUUCAUGAUGCUGGCGUGGAAAGUCGCCCCCGCGCUGGCCUGUGGCAACACCGUGGUGUUGAAACCUGCAGAGCAAACGCCACUCUCCGCUCUGUACUUUGGUAAACUAGUGGCCGAAGCCGGCUUCCCUCCCGGUGUUGUCAACAUCAUACCAGGGUUGGGAUCAGUCGCGGGUAAGGUGCUCGCGGAACAUAUGGAUGUCGACAAGAUUGCCUUCACUGGAAGUACAGAAACGGGUCGCGCUAUCAUGAGAGCAGCAGCCUCGAAUUUGAAGAACAUCACUCUAGAAUGCGGAGGAAAGAAUCCCAGUCUAGUAUUUGAGGACGCAGACCUUGACCAGGCGGUUAAGUGGUGUCACACUGGCAUCAUGAGCAAUCAAGGACAGGUAUGCAUAUCGACAUCAAGGAUUUACGUCCAGGAGAGCGUUUACGAAAGCUUCCUGGAGAAAUUUGUCGAGGUCACCAGGGACCAUCAUCGCAUCGGUGAUCCCUUCCACGAGAAUACCUGGCAAGGCCCUCAGAUCUCUAAGUCACAGUAUGAUAAGAUUCUGUGGUAUAUUGAUCAGGGAAAGCAGGAAGGAGCCCGAUUACUGCAUGGUGGCGUCAAGCACGGGGAUACGGGUUAUUUCAUUGAACCCACCAUAUUUGCGGAUACCACAAAAGAUAUGAAAGUCGUGCGAGAGGAAAUAUUCGGCCCCGUCGCCGUCGUCUCAAAAUUCAGUACACUGGAGGAGGUCGUGGCUAAGGCAAACGAUAGUUGCUACGGCCUCGCUGCUGCUAUUUUCACGGAAAAUAUUGGAAAGGCGCACAGGGUUGCUCGAAAGCUCCAAUCCGGCAUGGUAUUCAUCAACUCAUCCAGUGACUCUCAUUUCGGUAUUCCAUUCGGGGGGUAUAAGUCGUCGGGCAUAGGUAGAGAAUUGGGGCAGUAUGCCCUCCAAGCAUACACCCAGUCUAAGGCUGUCCAUGUCAAUCUUGGUCAGAAGCUGUAA
This is a messenger RNA of Clonostachys solani, 1344 nucleotides long. NCBI's taxonomy places the organism in Eukaryota, Fungi, Ascomycota, Sordariomycetes, Hypocreales, Bionectriaceae. The record is from the annotation of a GenBank genome assembly.